ACCAGCAACUGUCACCAGUGCUGUGAUCGAACGAGCGAACGCAUAAAAAAGGAAGAAAUUAUUGCGAGAACGGAGGAAAAAUCAUCGUUGUGUGUUUCCAUUUUUAAACCUGCGUAAUUUUUUCGGAAAAUUGUAUCUAUCCAAAACCGUUGCGGUUGAAAACAAAACGGUAGUGAUUUCCAAUCAGCAGCUUUCAAGUUUUCAACGGAAGCAAAAGGUUUGCUACGGUGGCACAAAAAGAUUGGAACAAACCAGUUCCUGUGCUGCUUUUUGUGGCCAGAAGCAUCCCGUUUCGUUACAAUUUGUUCCUAUCAGAUACUGAUAACAGCCAAUUCAACUGUUUAGGUUAAAAAAGUGCCAGAUAGAUUACAAUUUUGAUUGCAAACAUUUCGGGGAGUCUUUUCCAAAACUUGUCACGCAAACAUGGCGGAUCAAACAAAUCAGAACUCCACUCAGGAGCAAGUCCGCACCAAGUUUCUGCCACUGGAUAUGAACAACGCCAACUGCGACCGGAGACGACCAUCAAAGAAGCUCUGCUUCGAACCAAGUCUGGUCGGAAGUUUUCCCGCUAGGACGCCCCCGCUAUCGGACAAAACGCGAGAUCGAAUAAAGAUGCAGGCGACGGGAAAGCUGCAAAUCGCUGCCAAUCAAAUCUAUGACUUCACCGCAGAUGAUCUGAUAGACGAGGGCGAAAUCGGUCGGGGAGCUUUCGGUGCCGUGAACCGCAUGAAGUUCAUCCAAACGGAUACGGUGAUGGCCGUCAAGCGGAUCCGGUCCACGGUGGACGAGCGGGAACAGAAGCAACUGCUGAUGGAUCUGGAGGUGGUCAUGAAGUCCAACGACUGUAACACGAUUGUCACUUUCUACGGAGCGCUGUUCAAGGAGGGAGACUGUUGGAUAUGCAUGGAACUGAUGGACACGUCGUUGGAUAAGUUUUAUAAGUUUAUCUGUGAUUGUCAGCACGACCGGAUCCCGGAGUCGAUUCUAGGUCAAAUUACGCUGGCGACAGUGCGAGCUUUGAACUAUUUGAAGGAGGAAUUGAAGAUAAUACAUCGGGACGUUAAACCCAGCAAUAUCCUGCUCAAGCAGAACGGGGAUAUUAAGCUGUGCGACUUUGGCAUUUCGGGACAGCUGGUGGAUUCGAUUGCGCGAACUAAAGACGCUGGCUGUCGUCCGUAUAUGGCGCCCGAACGGAUUGAUCCACAGCGUGCUAAGGGUUAUGGUGUGCGUAGUGAUGUUUGGUCCCUAGGUAUCACGCUGAUGGAAGUGGCCACCGGGAAAUUUCCCUAUCCCAAGUGGGGUUCCGUGUUCGAGCAGUUGUCACAGGUUGUCGAAGGGGAUCCCCCGCGACUGUCACCAUCCUACAAUGGCAUGGAGUUUUCAAUUGAUUUUGUAAAUUUUGUAAAUACUUGCUUAAUCAAAGACGAGCAAGACCGACCGAACUACAGUAGACUGUUGCAGCACGCCUUUAUUCAGCGAGCGGAGCGAAGCCACACCGACGUUGCGGCGUACGUUGGUGAAGUGCUCGAGUCCAUGGCCAACAAUGGCAUCACACCGUUCACCACGAACCUGCCGGCGGAACGUUGGAACGAGAGUUUCAACUAGGACCCGCGCGCCUUUUUGAGGCUCAACUACUACUACUUUUCCUUCUUUCCUAGUUCGGCAUAAGAUCGGUACAUGAACCUGCAGCGCCACGGUGCAAGGUGUGUCGAGAUGCUUGCACAUGUGAUUUUAUGGCCGCGUGUGUAUGUUCGUUAAUGUGAUAGUAAGAGUUGUUCGGAUGGGGUUCGGGUUGUGGCGACUGAUUGGUUUCGGUUUGUUUGGGAAAUCGUUUUCAAUCCUGGGUUCUUUAUCAAAAGCAGGUUGUUGAAAUGGGGGUGUGACGAGGACAAUAAAUUGUCUCCCAAGUUUUUUUUGUUGUAUACUCUUACGUUGAAAAUGAAUGGGGAAAUCUAUUGUUCUGCGGAUCCGUGUAAGCAGGUAUUUGUGCGUGAUUGUUGAUAUGUGUGACUGCAAGAAAAUAAUCGUGAUUGAAAUGCAGAGAUUGAAUAAUUUUUAAACAAAAUAUAUAUAAAAUAAUUAAUUGUGAAAAAAACAGAAGAAAUACAAAGUAAAAACAGAGUUAGAGGAUAAAUAGCAGAGUUAGCGAGACGAGGAAGCAAAAAAAAACUAGUUGUUGUUAGUUGUUGAAUAAAUCAAUUGAUUUUGAACGCUAAAAAUAGUCGCUUUUUAGGGGAGAAGUGUAUCAAACAAAAUGUGAAGCCACGCUAACAGUUGAACUAAAAUCUUUCUAAUAACUUAAGAUACUAGAUUACCUGCUUGAAGUAAACUUCAUGAGAUUUAGUCCUAUAAAACUAAGCUUUUUACCUUUUUCCUUAAAUGCAGAAGAUUCAAAAGAUAGUCUACUCGUAGCCACUUGCUUUUAAAUCACUGUAAAUCCAAUUCUGGGGAAUGCAUUUUCUUGUGUAAGAAUCACCUUUCAAAGUCGUUUUAUUUGUUGCUAUCCGCUUAAAGGUUCAAACAGAAUUCUUCGUAACUGAUGCAGCAUCAAGACCAACUUGAAUAUCCAGAUUUUGACGCUUCCUCAAUGGCGGAGUAUUCUUUUUGACCCUUAAGUCUAAUAUCUUUGCCUUAACUAUCGUAAGCAUAACACAUUCAACCUAAAUGUUCCCUCGCUCUGGAUUUUGUUAGUUCAAAUUAGAGCAUAGAUGCAUCUAGUGUCAUUAUUUUCCACAUCAUUUAUUGAGCUUUUUCCACUGCAAACUUGCGUAGCAUGUUCCACUUUUCUUUGUCAGGGCUUGAAAGAAGACCUCCUCUUUGAAGAGCUUAUCACCAAUACUGUAGAAAAUGAAAAAAAGAAAAAUACAAGAAACACACGCAGCCACACUAACAUACGACUAUAAUAGAUUACAACACUACUAGAAGCAAGAGGUUAAACAAAGUAACUAAAAGAAGUUUUAAUCUUAAGAAAAAGGGAUUAUUCUAAGCCGAAAUUGGCGGAGAAGAACCUCCGAAACGCCAUAGACAAGCGGAGAUCGCAACACAACUAACUAAGAAACAACCAAGAAGAACGACUAUUAGUAGAGCAAAAUUUGUUGUAGACAUUCGUAAACACACACACACACACACACACAUAUAGACAACAAUAGAUCCUUCAGUGAUUCGUUUACACCAUAAUUAAGUGGACAAACAAAAUACAACAACAAAGCAAGAUACAAAAAACCAUUAACCAUCCUGUAAGUUAUGGAACUGCAGACAAGUAAGAAUAAACCACAAUGCAAUAUUAGAGAA
This is a messenger RNA of Topomyia yanbarensis, 3291 nucleotides long. Its product is annotated as dual specificity mitogen-activated protein kinase kinase 2-like. Gene Ontology annotation, biological process: MAPK cascade; protein phosphorylation. Gene Ontology annotation, molecular function: JUN kinase kinase activity; ATP binding. Bases 424 to 1605 code for a protein of 393 amino acids. The record is from RefSeq and is a predicted model, not a curated record. NCBI's taxonomy places the organism in Eukaryota, Metazoa, Arthropoda, Insecta, Diptera, Culicidae. The transcript has 5 exons.